Myxozyma melibiosi is the source of this 3535-nucleotide messenger RNA. RefSeq names its product armadillo-type protein. The coding region runs from base 116 to 3490 and encodes 1124 amino acids. The transcript has 2 exons. NCBI's taxonomy places the organism in Eukaryota, Fungi, Ascomycota, Lipomycetes, Lipomycetales, Lipomycetaceae. Gene Ontology annotation, biological process: microtubule cytoskeleton organization; post-chaperonin tubulin folding pathway; tubulin complex assembly. Gene Ontology annotation, molecular function: beta-tubulin binding; GTPase activator activity. The record is from RefSeq and is a predicted model, not a curated record.
CGGCGCGCGUAAUCAAAGAUCACUACGAAGAAGUCCACCCUCUCCUUUCACCUUCUAUUUUGCAAUUGAAAACACUGUUAUAACAACAGACUAGAGACGAAUCAGCUUUAAAGAAAUGGGCUCCAUCGAUCCAGAUUUUGACGAUUGUCCCGAUCUAACAAAGUCCGCGCCGACGCUUCUCCAGGAAUUCCAAACGCGUCUUGACGAAGCUCUCGAACUGACGCCCAGCCAAGCGGCGGACUACGACCCAGCCGCGCUGAUAUCUCAGAUCGAGCCCUUUCAAGAUGCACCGCAGCUUAUAGAUCCGAUAUUGGAGAAGUCUGUGACUGGUGUUUGUCGCGCGUUGCUGGAGGAUCGGAGGCCGUGGCAGUUUAGAGUGCUCUAUGUGCUUGUGAAGAUACGGGGCGCAAAGACCGUUUGCAGGUUUCUCUUCAACGAAGUGCCGCUUGUGCAGAAGAUUCUGGGAUUUGCGGAAGCUUGCGAUGCGACUAAUAGCUCCUGGGAAGAGAGGUACAUUAUUCUACUGUGGCUGUCUGGGCUGGCGCUCACGCCAUUCAACUUGGACACGGUUGGUGAAAACGUUCCAGAUCGGUUAUUCGAGGUUUCGCAGAAAUAUCUCGGGGCGGCUGGUAGAGAGCGAGAAGCGGCGUCAACUUCUCUCGCUCGGUUUAUAUCCAGACCAGACACACUCAGCAUAUAUCUCCCGAAAUUCAUCGACUCCAGUUCGGGCGCAGAUGACUCUGCAGAAUCCUCAAAGCAAAGCAUCUUCUGGACCCUGGGAACCGUUUCUUCCAUGGCGCAGAUAUUUGCCAUCUGCCAGGCCCACGAUCUGAAGCCUUAUAUCCAGCCCCUAUCACAACUGCUCCAGACCCUGAAGAAGAACCCCGAGGCCGCAUCAAACACGCAACUACGCAAGCUACUCUGCAAAGCAACCUACCGUCUCGCUCUGCGCGCGCUCGAGGUCUCAGAGUCCGAAGUCCCUACGGCUGUCGAAGUAUGUCUUGACGAACUACUUACAAAGUCACUGGCAGACAAAGACACGCUUGUUCGCUACUCUGCCUCGAAGGCGUUCUCGCGUGUCGCGCUGGCCAUGACGAAAAUCGACAGUGAUGGCAUCUUUGUUUCUGAGAUUAUCGACUCGUUGCUGCUGUCUUCGUUUCCUCUUAAUAAGGCCAUGGGAGACAGCAAGACCGCCGACAGAUGGCACGGAGGCCUUCUUGCGCUCGCCGAACUUCUUCGUCGCCAUGUCCUUCCUUUGCCCGCCUACGCGCCCCAGCUCUUUGACAAAAUCGACUCUGGUCUGCGUUUCGAGAUCCGCAAAUCCACGCACGCCCUCGGCGCAAACGUCCGUGACUCGGCCUGCUACGUGGCUUGGUCGCUGUUUCGGCACUACCCCGAUCUGCUGUCAUCCACCAGCACCGCAGCGCCGACGCAAAAACUUGUCAAGGGCGUUCUCGCAGAUUUGGUCCUGGUCGGCUGCUUUGACAGAGAAAUCAACAACCGCAGAGCAGCGGCCGCGGCGGUCCAAGAAUGCAUUGGUCGUCACGCUGGCGCAGUCGCGUCGCUAGAGACCGGUGUUGCUUUGGUACAAGCGCUCGACUACUUUGCGAUCGGAAACCGCGCAAAUGCGUUCCUUGAGGUAUCCAGACGGAUAGCAAAGCUCGGGAUCGCUUCGGCGGGCGGGGGCGAGAUGGUUGAGUUUCUGUUGAACGGUGCGGUUACGAGCUGGGAUAUUGAGGUUCGAAAGCUCGCGGGACAGGCUAUCGCAGGGCUGGCGAAGGAUACCGAGACCGAGCUUGAGACUAUCGAAACUGUUUUGGUGAUUGCUGAGCGUGCUGCCGGAGGUGGUACUAUUGACGAGCAGCAUGGAAGUCUGUUUACGCUGGGCGAAUUACUCUCAGUGGUGGAUAGCUCGACUGAUUUGAGCCAGACGGUUCUUCCGCGGGUGGUGCAGUUACUCGAGAACCUGAAAUUCCCUCCUCACGUCGCAAUGACUCUCUACGACGGCGCGCUGCGCGUAAUUUCCGCAUCAGCUUCACGCUUACAAACCGAUGCAGAAGUCCCCCCGAUCUUCUACUCGAUCCUCGACAACGCACUCUCAAGAACCGACGACAACGCACAGACAAAGGUACUCCACGCGUCAGCCAGAGCCGCCACGGCCGACUUUUCGCCGUCGCAGGUGAAUGUCUUAGAAUGGCUGAGCUUUGCAAAGGCGGGAAAGUUUGGGUAUAUGCUCGCGCUGGGAAGUCUGAGGUUUGAGAUUCCUGAGCAGGUCAUUGCGGAUAUUUGCAGGAUCGCGGCGUCGUCUGAACGGCAGUACGGAGUCGCGUUGAGAGUCGCGAGUGUCGAUACGCUGCAUUCGCUCUUAGACGCAAAGAAAGCAUUGGUCGCACAAAAGUACAAAUCCGAGAUCUUCUGGUCGCUAGUCUACGCCCUUCAAGACUACACCAUUCUUCCCACCCGAGGCGACGUAGGCUCGCAAACACGUCUAGCCUCGAUCUCAGCACUGACCGCCCACGCGGAAACACUAUGCGCAGAUCAAACCACCACCGCUACAGCCGAGGCCGCGACCGCGUGCGUCGCGAACCUGAUCCGCAUCUCGCUGGAGAAAAUGGAUAAACUGCGCCUACGCGCGGUCGCGUGUCUGUCAGCGCUUCUUCCGCACGCGGCGUCUUUAGUCCCGUCGGCUGCGGCCUUGCUUGCGAUCAUCGCUCAAAAGACAGAUCAGGAUGCGACGAGCAGCAGUGCGAAGGAAUACUACACACGCAUGAUCAACCUCUGCGUCUGCGCCGAGACGGUGUUUGCGCAGGCGGCGAUCACGGGCAUCGCGGCAUCUGUCGGCGGUGGAACGGGCGAGAGCGUCGUUCGCGCGUCGAGCGAGGCGAUAGUGCAGUUCAUGACCUGCACUGAUGAUGACGAGGUAGACGAUAAGCGACGCAGGUUUGUCGAGAACGUGGUGGCGCUUUUCGUCCAGAAACCAGCUGUCGUCGCGAACCCUGCCGACGGGACGAAACCGACGCCGCCGAAACGCGAUUUCGAACUUUGUGAGGUCGUGGUCUUGUUAUUCGAGACGGGGAGUAUGGCGACGUACGCCUCGUCGUCGAUGUACGUCUCGAUCUACAACAAAGCUGCGCGUCUGCUGCAGCUCGCGACGAAAGCGAACAGUAUCCCGAGAUUGGAAAGUCUGAUUGGUUUAUUUUCGGGGAUCGUGGAAGCUACGGGGGUGGGUAGUAAGGUUCGCGAAGCGGCGGUGAGGAAGUUGGUCAGUUUACUGAUUGGUGAUAUGCGACGAGUCCGACAACCAGCAGCCGAAGCUCUUUUCCUACUCCUAAGUUCUGGCGCGGAAAACGAUAUACAACCCGACGACGAAACGGAAGAGGAAAGCGGGGGGAUAGACGAGCUUUUGACGUCGACGGACUGGGCUUCUGUAUCUGAACCUGCGAUGUUAAAAGAUGCAGAGGAGAAAAUUCUGAAAGCGCUCUUGGGAUAGCGAAAUUGUAUGAGGUUACAAAUGUAUGCAAGUAUAGAUUAGAUU